AUGCAAUUAUUCGUCAAGACACUCAUUGGUAGAACAAUCACUUUGGAAGUUGAAUCUAAUGAUUCAAUUGAAAAUGUGAAAAGAAAAGUUCAAGAAAAGGAAGGAAUUUCACCAGAUCAACAAAGACUCAUCUUUGCUGGAAAACAAGUAAAAACCUUAACUGGAAAGACAAUUACAAUUGAAAUGGAAUCGAGUGAUACUGUUGAGAAUAUGAAACAAAAGAUAUUUGAUAAAGAAGGUAUUCCUUCAGAUCAACAACGAUUGAUUUAUGCAGGAAAACAAUUGGAAGAUGGCAGAACCAUUAAUGAUUACAAUCUUCAAAAGGACUCAACUGUGCAUUUAGUAUUGAGAUUGAGAGGAGGCAACCCUUGGGCUGCUUUCAGCUAUUAA
This is a messenger RNA of Naegleria gruberi, 390 nucleotides long. RefSeq lists its product as uncharacterized. Gene Ontology annotation, cellular component: cytoplasm; nucleus. Lineage: Eukaryota; Heterolobosea; Eutetramitea; Acrasida; Naegleriidae. Gene Ontology annotation, biological process: protein ubiquitination; modification-dependent protein catabolic process. The transcript has a single exon. Gene Ontology annotation, molecular function: ubiquitin protein ligase binding; protein tag activity. The coding region runs from base 1 to 390 and encodes 129 amino acids. The record is from RefSeq and is a predicted model, not a curated record.